Messenger RNA from Exophiala bonariae, 924 nucleotides. RefSeq lists its product as uncharacterized. Lineage: Eukaryota; Fungi; Ascomycota; Eurotiomycetes; Chaetothyriales; Herpotrichiellaceae. The record is from RefSeq and is a predicted model, not a curated record. The coding region runs from base 1 to 924 and encodes 307 amino acids. The transcript has a single exon.
AUGGGCGCUGUGAAUGACCCUUGGUUCACUGCGACGAACGCCGGGCCAUAUCCUCCGACCGGAGGCAAGGACACUUAUAAUGGUACCGUGUUCUCCCGUGAGAAACCAAUCACCGUGAUGGCGUGCACAGAACAGUAUCAGAUCUGUAAUCAAAGUUCUCAGUCCGCAGCACCUUCCAGCUGCAUCGAAUUGAAGGGAUACUUGGGGCUUCUCAGCGACACCAAUGGUGUCGAGUCCCUCACAUGGAAUUCCCACCAGGGCAUGGCACUUAAAAGGGUGUUGCAAGCAGCAGCCGACUCUUGGAUUUCUCUCGUCCUCAGUGGUCUUGCUCAGCGCGACCCGCCUUUGCUCGCACGUCGGCUCAUCCAAGAUGUUGUUGGACUCCGCUUUCCUGACGACCAAUGGGAAAAAGAGGUGGACUACUGGCAGGCUCUUUUCAUGACCAACAUGCAAAGGGCCGUCAUCGAGUAUGUCACCGGUCAAUUUGUCGCGAGAACCAAUUAUGUUAACACUACGCGCUCAUCAGAGCUGAACUGGCUUUGCUAUAGUCAGAUCAUUAGGGGCACGAGCUACUUAUCGUUCAGUCUCAUCGGCAUGAUGCUGACGAUAUCAUUUUCUGUGCUCAUUAUCACCGCUGGCAUGUCAUUCGACCACGUACUUGAGUGGAGACAUGCAAAACGGUAUCCAGAGUCGGCUAUGGCCAAGGGUUGGCGGCGAACUGAGAUGUUGAACAUGCUAAGGGCCUUGUUGGAGCGGUCGGGAAGGGGGAACUGGAGUUCACCUCACGGAAUACCUCUCUGUUCACCACUUGACCAAUUCAAUAUCGAUGACUUGCACUAUCGGUGCGACAUCGAGCUUCGGUCUUCUACAUCGUCUAUACCUCGACGAGCUGCGAACCUAGACAACCGGGGUCACCUAGGGUGA